CUUACCUGCACGUUCCAUUGUGAGCGGCGCAACAAAGGAAUAGCCUCUGAGUGCUCCUGACCAGUGACGGCAAUGUAGGUUUCAAGGGCCGACCUCUCGCUGUCGGAGAGCUCCGAGAUAUCAAGCCCGGAGGAUGACAUGGUCAAUUGACGGUCUCACCCAUGAACGACGGGUCUGAGGGGGUAGGGAGGCCAGUGAAGCUGGCUUCAGUGAUGCGGUAUAGACCAGACUCGGGGGUUGUGUCCGGAGAUCGUAACCGAGCGCCAGGUAGAGGCAAUGUCAAUGACGGAUACAGCAAUGACUUUGCAGUGAGAAGAAGAGGGAUCAGAUCCGUGCUGAUUCCAGGACAGGGCCGAGUCGUAGCUGGAAGAUGGGUGGGAGAGGAAGCUCGGGAGGCGGGCUCAGAAGGACAGCUCCGUCAUGGCCGUUUCCAGUUAGCCUUAAACGCGCGCUUGACGCAUGGGGUGGCCCGUGCACGGGACGGAGUUCGACGCCUUGCCGUCGAGUUCCCCUCUCCCCUCCCUCCCCCCGCGCGCCCUUGGUUCGGAUGUUGCCUUGCGGUCUCUGCUUUGCUACCUUGUCUUCAUCCAUGGCAUGAAAUUUCCGUCCGAUAUUGUCUCCGGACGACUUGCCAUCGAUUGAUUCGGUUGUUUCCAUCGCUCACCCGGUCGAAAGGGGCGCCAAUCUCACCAGCCCAGCCCGUCCUUGGCCGUUGCGGAACAUUUCCCCUGCCAUCAGCCACCAUCAGCGACUAUCUCCUCGACAAGUCUACCAAAGCGUCUGGGGUUGUCGGACUAGUCUGCGGGUCUUCUCCACCGGGGAAUGUGGUAUCCUCUAGAUAGAUUAGGUCGACCGGUUUUUCUUGACUCAAUGGAUAUACCUCUCCGUUAAUCCGCGCCCAACUGUGGAUAUACGAAGUACCAUGGCUACCACGGGGAAGUCAGUUACGCUGGAUGACGCCCGCCGUGGGACGGGGUCUCCAAAAAUGAAGGCACGAGGUUAGUUUGCUAAGACCAUGUCGCAUGGGACGCCGCUCGGGGGAAUCAACCGUCACUGAAGCUCCCAUCGGCUCGUGCUCUUUGGACCGUCCAGCUAACUUUGCGACAUCCUGACCUU
Molecule: messenger RNA, 1116 nt
Organism: Aspergillus ibericus CBS 121593
Lineage: Eukaryota; Fungi; Ascomycota; Eurotiomycetes; Eurotiales; Aspergillaceae
Exons: 1
Coding region: 162-842 (226 amino acids)
Source: RefSeq, a predicted model, not a curated record